UUCUGUCUAUAGCUGGGUGGGGUGCCAAGAGCCGACAUAGAGCUGAAUGGCGUUACUAGCUAAUAACCGAUAAUUGGUAAACAGAUUAUGAGCACGGAGCACUACCAUAUAGAGCGAUUUUCAAUCGAGUGUCGUAAAACCAAGACCGAAGUAAUCACUCCAACCAAUCAGUUAGGAAACAGACAGUCCAAUGAACCAAUCAAAACCUGUAGUAAACUGGAUAUAUGUAGCGGACACAAAGUGCGAGAAAACGUGUGUGAGCGAAUACUGUUGCAAUUGGUUUUGGUUUAACUUCUUACUAGAUGAAAAAGAGGCGAAGUAUCUUUAGGUGAUCGUGCAGCGUAGCAAUGCAAAACCAAUUACUUUUCGACACUAAAGCGAAAACAGCUCUGUAGAAAUAGAAAUCAGAUCAUUAACGCUGCGUUGUAUUCCUCUUCUGCUGAUCAGUACCUGAAGAGCGUUACUCGUAGUAAGGAAAUGGCUACCCCAUACCGGGCUCUAUUCUUUUACCAGCCUUGACGUUCCGUACGAUAUUCAUAGGUUUAUUUCAGUAGAUAGAAUAACAACAGCGAUAAUUUUCUGCUCUCGAGGUUAUUUCUCAGUUAGCUGAGUAUUUAAAGGCAUGUAAGCUUUAAGUAAAGGGGAACUUCCGUCGGUUGUACUCGAGGUUUGUAUAAUAGCAUUGUUCUCUCCUAACACCAUAAUCUCCGCCCAAAAUCAAAUUACUUCUAAGUUACCAUUACUUAAGAGAUCUGUUGAAUAUGGAAUUUUUGCACUACAUAUUACCUGGAAAAAUAUGAUAAACAGUGGAUUGUUUUGCAAUGUAAGUUUCUGGUUCCUGCUGUUUGCACUAAUUUUGAGCUUGCAAUUUCUUGGUUCUUAGUUUCUUUAAUAAUUUAAUUCCACCAUUGAGUGGUUUUCAAUUGAACUUCAUAAAACCAAAACCAAAUUAAUCACUAAUCACAAUGGACACAGACAAUCCAAUAACCAAUUAAAACCAGACGAGUAAAAACAUUCGUGUAGCUGACAGGAAGCGCAGGAAAACGUGUGCGACCGAGCGAAUUACGAUUGGGUGGUUUUGAGUGGCCAGAAAACUUGUUAGUCGAAGAUACUGUGGGAGUGUAAAGGUUAGUGAAGGAAUGCAAACAAAAAACGAGAAGUAAAGUAAUAUUAGGGGUGACCUGAGGGUUAAACUUCUAUAUUUAGGGGAGUGGUUUAAAGUAUGGCAUAGCCUUACAAAGAGCUCUUGUUAGGGAUUACUUUGUGGGUUAAGCUAAGGGUAGGUAUGGAGUGAAAUGCCAUGAUAGCUUUUAGUUGGUCACAGUUACUGGCAGAGUUUUAAGUGGCCGGCUCAGGUUAAGAAUUAUAUGUAAAAAAAAAUAAUGAACGUCUACCUUCAACAAAAUUAUAGCUUACUUCGAGUAAUUAAUGUUUUCCAAUUCGAAAUGUUAACGAGAGAGCCAAACGUUAUAAGCCUUAUGGCUCCUGGUUCCUUGACAUCCCUUUUAUAUUAUUUUGUGUAUUCCAUCUAACAAUUCUAUUGUCACUGUCAUUGUUCGAUGUUGUGAAAAUAUACUGAAUGAAAAUGAAAUGAAAGAAACCUCUUGUAAAGACGCGGACAAUUCUUCCUCAGCUGAACUAGUUUUGACCAUCGAUAGCAACAAUGAGAACAAUGCUAAACAAGAUGUUUGAUUGGUCCAAUAGCUUUGCAGAUACCUUGUACAACUGGAUUCAUGCAAAUCGUGGUUCGUCUACAAAGCAACACGGCGAAACGCAACCUCGUUCCCAGGCUCCCUCUCCUCUGCACCCCUUGGUCGUUGGAAUAAAUACCCUGGUUGCGGCUGCUCACGUGACCACACAGAAUCUGGGUGGUAAAGAAAUCUGUUGGGCGGGAGGGGUGGCAGAGUGUUUUGAUUGUUGCUGUGACAAACUUUGAAAGUUUCAAGACCUGGAUCAGUCGCUUACAACUACCCGCUUUAUCUAGGUUCCAGUCGAAUUUUGCCGAUGAAGAAUGCCACAUUAUUAUUUCUGCCGUCUCCCAAAUAUAGAAGACUUAUGUUACAAAGAAAUUCGGCAGCUAAAUGGAGCUCAAACCUUUCGACGGUUAGCACAUGUAAAACGUCACGUAAUGAAUCGAAGUAAAACCAGUGGAUCAGUCUCUUGAAUCUUUGAAUUCGGAGGUAAUUUAUGUUCUUCUUUGUGCGGUAUUUUGGAUGUUAAAAAGUAUUUGUGUCACACGGCCGAUUAGCCGAGUAUUUUAACUUGCAUUUGAUUUACAGCAAUGUAAUUUGAUUUACAGUUUUGUUGACCAAAGCCCAUGCUUAUAUUUCAUUUGCAUCAGGUUUAUGUAAGUUUAUUUUAGACCGAUGUUUAAACACGGUUCCUUGGCAUCGUCAAGAAUGAUAUUUUGCAAAAUGGUAAGUAAAACAUCGUUUUAUAUAGCGAACAAUGUGCCGUGAGGUUAAUUCAGGAAACAUGAAACAGUAAUUAGUAAUUCGACCACCUGGAAAUGAAAUCAGAAUGAUACUUCAAUACUAUAAAUAUACCUGUGUGAAGCUUAGAAUAGGACUGGGAAUUUCAAAGGUGUAUUUGCCCGUGUAUGAUUUAAAGCGAUGACAAGCAAUCCCCUUUCUCUCGCUUCAGUUGAGAUCGGCAAAAAUUAUUCGUUGGCUCUACCCCGGUGGAAAAGUUUGUGUCACAGGUGUGCACAUGAACAGCUGCAAUAGGGUCUUUCUCCCAACGACCAAGCGAGACAGAGGGGAGAGAGGCUGGGAACGAGUUUGGGUGAAACGAUUAAAAUUUCGUUUUUUUCUAUUCUUACCUCUUAACCGCAUCUCUAAAACUUUAAACUCUCAUCUUUAAAAAUUUAAAGAUUUUAUUUCUCUCUCGGGAACCGUCCGCGGGAAAAAAAACAAUCAUUUUGAAAUGGACGUUUCUGAUAUUUUUGGGUCGCACUGCUCCUUGAGCUAGACUUGUCGUGACAAUAACGUGAAACGUCAAAUAUCAUGGUAAACAUUCGCCGGAAAUUAGGAACAUCAGGAAUAUUAAUUGAGAGCGAUAAAUUGCUGCCAUGUUUGAAAAAAAUCAUUCAGUCAUUUUCAGGGUCAAAAAAGCUACUUUAGAUGGGACUAAACUGCUUAACUCUUGCACCCUAAUGAGUGUUCUACGGCUUCAAUACUAGGAAUUUCAAAGGCCUGACUCUAUUUUUAUCUCAUAAAAAACGACUCACAAAGUUUUACUGACGUUUUGCAAUUUCAGUGCUGUUUUUGCGCAAUUUCCCUCCAACAAAGGCUUUUUACUGCGCGUUUAGUGCAAGGACUUGUACAAAAUUUCAGUGGGAAGUAAUGAUUUUAAGUACUCAAUAAUAUUCUUGCCACCAGUAUCCAUUUCCUUGAGGAACGCAGAGGCCAAUACCGAGCGGGCAAGACUGAUCCUCUCCGUUCAGCGAAUCACACCGCAGGAUUUGGUUCAUCAUGCCCGGGCUUACGUAAGGUCCGUAGGGUGGGCAAACUGUGAAAACCUUGUGCUGGCUUACGUGUUUAUCAACGAUCAAACAGUCCGGCCGCGUUUCACGUGCAAUGAUAAGUGAAUUAAUUAUCGCUUCAUGCUUGAAGGAGUAACAAAGAAACUGACAUAUUAAUGUGGAAGGGAUUUAAGCCCAACAUGCAUUGACCUGUGGUUUCAGUGAACAAGAUAAUUAAAAAUGUGUUCCAUUGUCAGCAGCGCACGUGGCAGCUUCGUCAGUUAAGAAAACCUCAAACUCGGAUAAUGAAAUGGAAAAAACGUUUCCACCAAACUGGUCCAAAAAUAUGUCACCAACCGAAAGCGAAGUCAAUUUUCCGAUGGAUUACACUGUCACAGAAACUGCUAUUGCCGCCGCUACCUUGCUGAUAAUAAUGAUUACAUGUUUAGCGGGAAAUGCCGUUAUUUGCUACGUAGUUCUUCGCAACAGACGAAUGUGGACAGAAAUGAACAUGUUCUUGGUGAAUCUUGCCAUUGGUGAUAUUGCUAUGGCUUUACUGUCGAUGACGACUCCGCUAAAGACAGCCAUCACCAGGCAGUGGACAUAUCCCCCAGCCGGGUACGUCUGUCAACUGAACGCUUUCUGUAGUUCCGUUUUGAUCUGCAAUACAAUAUUUACUCACACUGCUAUCUCAGUAGACAGGUUUUUCGCCGUGGUAAAACCGAUGAAGAAAAUUAUGACAAGAAAAAAGGCCUUCUCUUCCAUUUUGGGUAUAUGGUUACUUUCAGUUGCCGUUUCUCUUGGGCCUAUAUUAGGCUGGGGUCGCAACGAUUACAACGCUUCAACACUACAGUGCGGUUUUGGAUUCCCUGAGAACAGAAUCGAAGUGUUGUAUAUGAUAUUCCUCGCGGUUAUCGCAUUUCUCCUACCCAUCAUCAUAAUGAGUUACACAUAUAUAAGAAUUUAUCUAGUCGUGCGCCAUCAUACAAGAAGAAUGUCAUCUUCAACAUUCGGUAAUAAUCCUAAAGACUUCGCAAAAAAGCAGCAAAGGAUUGUCUUAACGUUUUUCCUCGCCUUGAUAGCAUUUAUUAUCUGCUGGAUGCCGUUUUUUGUGUUUAUCGCGAUUGCUGCGUCAAUUUCCUCGCGGGAUGAAUUACCGCAUGGCUUAGGAUUAGCGGCUUACUGGUGUGGCUUCCUAAACUGCUCCAUAAAUCCUUACUUGAUUGGUCUAAGAAGUGAGCGAUUUCACGAAACAUUCGCACAUGUUUUUUGUUGUCGUUUUUGCUACUGCAAACGGGCUACUGGACGAAGAACUGAGGGAAGAUAUUCUUCCGACAAAACACUUUGCGCUGAAACAAAGAAUCGUACGCUAAUACACCAGACCAGUACACCUUCGCAGCAGAGUACUGGUCAUGUACAAUCAUUCCUGAACCCUAUAGCUAUCAUAAACACAAGUCAAGAAACUAUCGUCAUUCCUUCUCGCGACAAAUGGAAUGAUAACACGAAGCCAAGAAGAUCAUGGAGACAAGAAAACAUGGUAGGAGUUGUUUACCCGAAUUUUAUUCACAUGGUUGACGGAAAGUUGUGGAGUGAAGCCACAGUUUAAAUAAAUGGGCCGGUAUCAACAUGAAGUCCAUGUAGCUUUUGCAAGGCAUAAAAUGUCGUUCAAGUCAUGGAAACCUCAAAUAAUUCGCCAGAGUCGAAACGAGAAAAAAAGUAAUUGAGAAGAAACAAAGAUGUUAACGAAUGAGGCAGACUGAGACAUGUAGGUACUGUAACUGACAAACUAACUUGAAACAUUUAGGGUAUCAUUCAAGAUGUGUCAUCCCUGAGAGAGCUUCUUGAACCUUCCCAUUGGCGCUUGUCAAUUUUGACGAUAACUGUCAUGUUUGUGAGUUAUUAGCGGAUUUCUUGUAAUUCGCUCCCACGGUCAUUGUUUGUUUUGUUUUGUUCUUGGGUGGUUUGUAUGCAUCAUAUCGUUCAGUCAACUAUCCUAGUUAAACUCUGGUGUUCCUAACAUAAGUGCAAAAUUCCAGAUUGGUCGUUAAUAACAGUAGAUUUUCAUGCAAAAUAUGAACUGCGGGUGUAAUGAAACUGGUCCAAAUCGUCACGAAUAUGAUAAAAUAUUCGCCGUGUUAGCGUGUUGUUUCAGUUGGCUGCCCUUGUGUGUUCCAAAUACACACGUAUUGUAUAGGUUUGUGGCACAUAAUUAUCAUAGCGUUUGGUGCAUGGCUGCGUUCGUGCGUCAUAAGCCCUUGACAAGCCAUCGUCAGGCAUCACGUUAAAUGGUUGUGAUCAUAUUGUUCCAUGUGAUCAAAUUUCUUAACUACGAUUAGUUUUUUAAACGCUAUAGGGUGAUUCAAGUGGUGGAAGCGAUCAACUACUUUUCAGAACAAACUACUCGCCCCAAAUGCAUUACUGAUUCCUUCUUAGACUUCAUUUCAUCCACUCCCAAGACAAACAAGUGUGAUGCAAGUGUAAAAAAAAGUAAACAGAAAUAUACAUAAGAUUCCGGUAUUUGCAGUCUCAACUGGAUACGAGAUAUCUAUAUGGUUGCGUUUUUUGGGGGUGAUCUGGAUCACGAUCGUAGUCCAAGAUCAUUCGGAUCAUGGUGCAUCAAAGGAACCGAUGAGUCUACUCUGGUCAAGGAUUCAUCUGCUCCUUUUAAGCACCAUGAUCUGAGUGGUAUUGGAUCACUGAUCACUGAUCCAGAUCACCCAAAAGGAAAACACACUCAUAUGUAGAGCACAAUUCGCGAUAUUCACAAUUUUGAUUUCCUUGAUUUAUACCAUUCACGUAUUCUCGGAAAUGCGCAUUAAGUGGGAAAUUACGUAGCUGACGGUUAGGACGGCACAGGUCGAUGAGGUCCAUGCAUCAUAACAGAGAGCCAAACAAUGAUUCCUGUUACCUCCUACUCAGCCAACAAGAAACUGAAAAUUUUAAUUCCUCUUCUAAGUUUGAUUUAGUUAAAAGUUCUGAAAAUGUUGAGUUUUAAACCCGUGUCGCACGAACAGCGUUCAAUACAUUCGGCUCAAAUUCUUCUGGACAGUUAAUCGUGCUUUUUUCAAUCAGUAUUCAGAGCUGUUUUGGGGGGUUGACCAGACACUGAAUCGUGCAUGCUAAUCAAAUGUUAUUAUGUCACUGGAGUUACGAUCAAAGAAUUAACGGUAUGAUCUUUGAUUUCUAACAUGCAUAUACUCUGUGGUGUUUUCUUGACAAAGCAAGCGAGGACUGUGUGAAGAUAAGUAAUGUUGAAGGAAACACCUUUUUUGCUAUUAAGGAAACAUUUUUUUGCUAUCAAGUAACCACCUAAAAAAGAGACUACGAUCUAUGGUCUAUGAUCUAUCAUCAUAGUUUCUUGGUGUGAAUAAAUAGUUUUGAAGUAAAGUUCCGAAAAUAACCAUAA
This is a messenger RNA of Orbicella faveolata, 6869 nucleotides long. RefSeq names its product histamine H2 receptor-like. Gene Ontology annotation, biological process: G protein-coupled receptor signaling pathway. Lineage: Eukaryota; Metazoa; Cnidaria; Anthozoa; Scleractinia; Merulinidae. Gene Ontology annotation, molecular function: G protein-coupled receptor activity. Gene Ontology annotation, cellular component: membrane. The record is from RefSeq and is a predicted model, not a curated record.